UCUUCAUCGUCAUCGAUCUGCAGGGCUUGUCACCAUCGCUAAUGUUGACUUAGUUAAGUCUUCGUGGAUUAUUCAGUACUGAGUUUAUUGAAAAUAGCAAAUGCUUGAGAAACUUUUACUUAAUGACUGCUUCCAUCUUUCCUUGACACUGCUCACGUUGAAAUGUGUUGCCGUCGAGUCGACUCCCGAGUCAUAGCGACCCAAUAGGACUGGGUAGAACUGCCCCAUCGAGUUUCCAAGAAGCGCCUGGUGGAUUACGAACUGCCAACUUUUUGGUUAGCAGCCGUAGCUCUUAACCACUGCACCACCAGGGUUUCCUCUCACGUUGACGGUAGUGUUUAAAUCUUAAACCUGAUUUUCUCUGUACUAGGUUGAUUGUAUCUUGAGAUCGAUUUUUGUGUGCGUGGCGGGUGCUAAUUGAGUCAUUGAGGUAAAUAUUUAGUUGACUCUCUUUUCCUCAAAAAAAAGAAAAAAAGAAAGAAAGAAAUUACCAUAUUUAGUUCUAUUUUCUUACUUUGGCAGGGCAGGGAAAAGAGGCUGCUUGGCCACAUGAUGGCUUGGAUUUGUUUACCAAAAACAGAGCUUUUUUGUAAAACGUAAUGUAUUUUAGAGCAGUUUAUCUUUGGAAAAAAUUAAGAUUUUUUUGCUUCGUUAGGUUUCAUUACUGUUGUAGAGUACUAAGUAAUACCCUAAUUUGUCAUCAUCAGACAUUUCAGUUAGAUGGUUCCCAAAUACCAUGUGACAAUCAUUUACAUCUUCCUUUUAAAAAUACAGUCACCUUAUUUGUUGUCUAAUACUUGUUUUUUUCCCCCCUAGGAAAAAGCAUUAAAAAUUCUAAAAAUAUAUUUUUCCCUUCUCUAUGGACUUAACAUAAAAUUAAUUUUGUUUGUAUUUGGAUUUAUUUUUAAAAAAUCAACACCAUAAACCCGUAUCAGUUAUUAAAAAUUUGGAUAGUUAAACCAUGAGUUGUGGAAAUGAGUUUGUGGAAACAUUAAAAAAAAUUGGUUAUCCCAAGGCUGGUAUGCUGAAUGGAGAAGAUUUUGACUGGUUGUUUGAAACUGCCGAAGAUGAAUCAUUUUUUAAGUGGUUUUGUGGGAAUGUGAAUGAACAGAAUGUAUUGUCUGAAAAAGAAUUGCAAGCUUUUAGCAUUCUUCAAAAAUCAGGCAAGCCCAUCCUAGAAGAAGCAGCAUUAGAUGAAGUUCUUAAAACCUGUGAAACUUCUGAUUUGAAGACCCAAAGCGUGGAUGACAAAGAGCUAGAGAGAUUGGAGGAGGAGGUUCAAAUUCUGCAGAAAUUAAAGAACCUAAAAAUCCAACGACGUAAUAAAUGCCAGUUGAUGGCUUCAGUAAUUAGCCACAAAUCUCUGAGAUUAAAUGCUAAAGGAGAAGAGGCCACUAAAAAGCUGAAGCAGAGUCAAGGAAUUCUAAAUGUUGUGAAUACUAAAAUCAGUAAUGAGCUUCAUGCUCUUACAGAUGAAGUUGCAAAAUUGAUGCUGUUCUACAGACCUUCUAAUUUAGGACAAGGGACAAAUCCAAUGGUGUUUUUAUCUCAAUUUUCCUUGGAAAAAUACCUAAGCCAGGAAGAGCAAAGCACAGCAGCAUUAACCUUAUAUACCAAAAAACAGUUCUUUCAGGGUAUACAUGAGGUAGUUGAAAGUUCAAAUGAAGAAAAUUUUCAACUGUUAGAUAUACAGACACCCUCUAUUUGUGAUAAUCAAGAAAUCCUUGAGGAGAGACGACUAGAGAUGGCUAGGCUGCAGCUGGCUUACAUUUGUGCUCAACAUCAGUUAAUUCACUUGAAAGCAAGUAAUUUGAACAUGAAGUCAAGUAUAAAGUGGGCAGAGGAGAAUCUUCAUAGCCUAACCAGCAAGGCUGUUGGCAAAGAAAAUUUGGACCUUAAAAUUUCAAGCUUGAGCAGUGAGAUUCUGAAACUUGAAGAACAAAUCACCCAUGUGAAAAACAAAAGUUUGCCUGCUAUUGUAAAAGAGAAUGCCCAGUUAUUGAAUAUGCCAGUUGUAAAGGGGGAUUUUGAUCUGCAGAUUGCUAAACAAGACUAUUAUACGGCAAGGCAAGAGUUAGUUUUAAAUCAGUUGAUAAAACAAAAGGCAUCAUUUGAACUUCUACAUUUAUCAUAUGAAAUUGAAUUGAGAAAGCAUCGGGACAUAUAUCGUCAACUUGAAAAUGUGGUUCAAGAACUUAGUCAAAGUAGUAUGAUGCUACAGCGGCGAUUAGAAAUACUAACAGAUCCAUCAGUAUCUCAGCAGAUAAAUGCAAGGAAUACUAUCGAUACCAAGGAUUAUUCUACUCAUAGACUUUACCAACUUUUAGAAGGAGAGAAUAAGAAAAAAGAACUGUUUAGAACCCAUGGAAGCCUGGAGGAAGCAGCUGAGAAAUUGAACCAGGAUAUUUCUUUAUUACGUGAUCAGUUGGCUGUAUCUGCUCAAGAACGUUCUUCCUUUAUGUCCAGACUGAAUAAUGAUGUGGACAUGCUUUGUGAUGCUUUGUAUCAAGGAGGAAAUCAGCUUUUGCUUACUGAUCAGUGCUCGGCACAUGAGAGAGGCAUUCAGUAAUUGUUCAGUAUAUGGCAGUAUGCAAAACAGUUUACAUAUCAAGUACUUUUAAGGAGGU
Molecule: messenger RNA, 2627 nt
Organism: Trichechus manatus latirostris (Florida manatee)
Lineage: Eukaryota; Metazoa; Chordata; Mammalia; Sirenia; Trichechidae
Gene: HAUS3
Product: HAUS augmin like complex subunit 3
Exons: 4
Coding region: 962-2569 (535 amino acids)
Biological process (GO): spindle assembly; centrosome cycle
Cellular component (GO): HAUS complex; centrosome; mitotic spindle
Source: RefSeq, a predicted model, not a curated record